UGGCGGGAAAAUGAAGGGUUUCAUUUGUUGUGCAUUCCACAAUGGUACUAAGCGGCAGAGAAAGUUUGAUUCGAUUGAUCGGAAAACGUCGUCGUUUUCUUCCCAAUCGUCAUUCUAUUCUCUCCGAUCCCAUUCCUAACCCUAACCCUAUCCAUCAACCCGAACCUACUACAGCCGUUCACAACCCCCAAAACGACGUCGUUAUCUGCCCUGUUUGUUCCCUUACUCUUCCCUCCGAUAACCACCGCAUCAACUCUCAUCUCGAUUUGUGUCUUGCUGAACCUAAACGUAGUAGUAGUAGUGGAACAAAACGAAAACUCACACAACGAACCCUACUUCAGUUAAACUUCACCCACGCGCCUUCACACUCCUUGGAUUCCACGCGUCAAGAAAAUUUUCAGUUCACUGAACAUGAAGAAAAUUUUCAGUUCGCUGAAAAUGAUUCUGCAAUUGUUGCAACUGAAUCUUCGUCCUUGGCCUCUGAUUCCAAUUCCAACCAUAUUGAUAUUAAUCACCAUGAUGUUAUUGAUGAUAAAUGUGGUAUUUUUGGAGUAAAGCUUGAGACUUUGAUUGUGGGUCGGAGAUAUGGUGAUAAAGAGGAAGUGUGUGUUGGAGACGCAGUUUCUCUUUUGAGAGACUCACAGAAUGUUAAGGAUCCAAAUGCCAUCAAGGUUGUUUCUGCAGAUUCUGGGUGUUCUAAAUUUCUAGGUUAUCUCCCUCGUGAGCUGGCUCAGUAUCUAUCUCCUUUAAUUGACAACUAUGGCGUUGUAUUUCAGGGACAUGUCACUUCUAUUCCGAAACAAUCUCUUGAUGCUGUUCCAAUUCAGAUUAUGUGCCACAGAACACCAGAUGGUGAAAUCAAGUAUGAAGAUGAGACUUUUAAAAGCUUAUGGAAGAAUGCUCAGCAUGCUGUUGAAUCUGCUAUCAAGAAUCCUUCAUCCGUAAAGUACCAGCUAAAUUUUUGUAUUAUGCUACAAGAGGUGUUAAGAAAUAACUGUCACCUUCUAACAGAAGAUGAAAAAACCUAUAUGGAGUCAUUCACUUCACUCUCAAAUGACAGUCAGAGGCUCUUUGUUCGGCUGUACACUAGAAAAGGACCUUGGUUUCGCAUGUCUAGUAUAUCGUAUCCUGAAAUAUUGGAUACUCAAAAAGCUGUCUUGGAACUUGCUGAGAAAGAAUACAUAUGCUCUGUUGAAAAUGGAAAUCAACUUUGUGAGAGUGACAUGAAUGAUAUAUUGGAUGUGCUCACUGUCUCUGAGUUGCGUGAGAUUUGGUCUUUCUUGCUUAAAAAGAGUUGUGGUCACGGGAUGAAGAAGCAAGAUCUCAUUUCAUCUAUUCUUUCUACAAAUGCCGGACUAUGGACACACCUAUCAACUAUGAUUUUGGAUAGAACUGGUUUAUGUAUCAAGAUUUCUUCAAAAGCUGAAUCUCUUAUCUGGCGUAUCGAGAGACUUUUCUUCUUAAAUGGAGAGCAGGAUCUAUCGUCCUUUCUAUUAGUUGAUAUAGGAAAAAUCAAAUAUCCAACUUAUAUCUGCACAAUAUUGGAACCAAUAUUCUCAAAUCGCACAAAUCUUCUUGCAUACGAAGAGGCCAUUGAAGUGGCACAAAUUAUUGAUGAAGCUCUUGAUGCAAACAAAACUGAUGUAGUAUUGAGGUGCAUACAAAUUGCUAAAUCCCGUGUAUCCACUGUGUUGCCCCUCCAGUACUCGACUUCUGAAUCAGUAUCUACAUUCCAUCACUUAUUUACAGCACCAUGGGUAUACUCCAAAGUGAUCACAUUAGGGAUUUCCUUUCUUGAGCAAGAGCGCAGGUACAGUGAUGCAGUUGACUUACUUAAGUGGCUGCAAAAUGUUUACACUUGUGAUGUAAAAAGAGGAUAUUGGACACUGAGAUUAUCAGUUGACCUGGAGCAUCUGGGUUACAUUGAUGAGAGCCUUCAAGUGGCUGAAAAUGGAUUAAUGGAUCCAUGGGUACGAGCUGGUUCAAAAAUGGCAUUGCAAAGACGGGUUCUUCGCUUAGGAAAACCACCAAGACGGUGGAAAGUUCCUAGCUUUUCUAGGUCUGUACUGCGUAAGAUCCCUGAGGUUUGUGUUCAAGGGAGACCUUUGAAUUCUGAAUUGGGAGCCAAAAACAGGUUUUACAAUGAAGAAGGGAUGCAAUGUGGAGUGGAAGAGCUUGCUUUGCAUUAUUAUGCCGAGGAGGGAUGGCAAGGUGUUCAUACAGAGAGCGGCAUAUGGUUAACUAUUUUUGGGCUUCUUAUGUGGGAUGCAAUAUAUGCUGAUGUGCCUAAUGUCUUCUAUACUAGAUUUCAGCCUUUGAAUUUACAGAAUGCUCCUUUGGAUUUGGGUACCAAUAGCUUUUUUACGGCAAGAAAGAGUACCAUAGAAUCCCAUCUGCAGCAAAUUUGUGACGGCAUGGCUGAGGAGUUUCUUAUUAAGUCAUGGGAAACACAUAAUGGGACAUCUUGUAGAGGAGUUAACUGGGACCGCCAUUCUUUAGAUGAGCUUCGUGCUGCUGUUACUUGUGUUGGGGGAUCUUGUUUGGCAUCUUUCUGCAAGCUUCUUUGUGAAGACUAUCGGAGUUGGUCUAGUGGAAUGCCUGAUUUGCUGCUAUGGCGUUUCUGCGGAGAAUAUAGUGGUGAAGCUAAGCUUGUUGAAGUGAAAGGUCCCAGGGAUCGACUCUCGGAACAGCAGAGAGCAUGGCUACUGAUGCUUAUGGAUUGUGGAUUCAUAGUCGAGGUUUGUAAAGUGAAACCUUUGUAGAUCAACACAAAUCAUUACAUGCUGCUUAAAAUUACACUAGAAGCACAUCGAAGAUUACAGCUCCCAGAAAUAUUUCAUCAUGAGUAGCGUUCACUUUGCAAAAUUUCACUAUCAAUUUACAAGCAUUAUUCUUGGAGAGAAUAGGAAGUGCUUAGUGCUCUGGUCCAAAUGUGAACUGUUCUGGAUAGAAAUUAAGAUCCGCCAAAGGAAUAUGAGGAAGUCAAUGAACCGACAAAGUACUGAAGCUCAGAUCAAUGUUUAUACAUUGAAUAGGUAAAUGUUGGCGAUUAAUUUGUAAGGGGCCGGAGAAGGGGAGGUUGUUAGGAGCAGGGAUUGAGUUCUGGACCUCGUUCUUAAUACUCCUUCAGUGUUCCAACAUGUACCACUAGACUACCACCUUAGGAGACUCAAAUCAAAAUAUAUUACUCCCACAUAUUGAAGUAAAUGCAGGGGUUCUGGGAUAUUUGCUUUGGAUUCCAUUCUCCUGUUAUGCAUGAAUUGGCAGAUUCUGAAGCAAAUCUUCAUGCUAAAAGUCUUAUUCUUUAUUUUUACUUUUUUGCCUCAUUCAGUCAUUUCACAACAAGUCUCCAAAAUUACAAUCAAGGCUUUGGUUUAUUAAGUGAGUUGGGCUGUCAUGUAAAUUGUGGGUUGUUGUUUCUCAUAGGUUCUCUCCACCGGAGAUAAUUCUAUUUAUAGGGUGUUAGACACUAAAUGUGAAUAUUCUCUAUUAGUAUUUGAACCUUGGUUUGCCAUUUUGUGGGAGAUUCGUCUUUUCUGUUAGAUUCAACCUCUGGUCGUGUUAAACUGGAUAAACUUAUUAAACAAUGACCUGGAGAUGUUGCUAGUUUAAUCCAAUUUUUAAUAUGUUAUGUUACUGUAAGCAAACAUACCUCAA
Trifolium pratense (red clover) is the source of this 3657-nucleotide messenger RNA. RefSeq names its product fanconi-associated nuclease 1 homolog. Gene Ontology annotation, molecular function: 5'-flap endonuclease activity; hydrolase activity, acting on acid anhydrides, in phosphorus-containing anhydrides; zinc ion binding. The coding region runs from base 42 to 2762 and encodes 906 amino acids. NCBI's taxonomy places the organism in Eukaryota, Viridiplantae, Streptophyta, Magnoliopsida, Fabales, Fabaceae. The transcript is spliced from 14 exons. The record is from RefSeq and is a predicted model, not a curated record. Gene Ontology annotation, biological process: interstrand cross-link repair. Gene Ontology annotation, cellular component: nucleus.